Octopus sinensis (East Asian common octopus) is the source of this 4743-nucleotide messenger RNA. Its product is annotated as coiled-coil domain-containing protein 149. The record is from RefSeq and is a predicted model, not a curated record. The coding region runs from base 406 to 2226 and encodes 606 amino acids. The transcript has 13 exons. Lineage: Eukaryota; Metazoa; Mollusca; Cephalopoda; Octopoda; Octopodidae.
UUGGACAGAAAUUAUUAUUCGAUGUGUCCACAUGCAGCUGUUAGCUUAAGGUGUGACGAUGUGGGUUGCGAAGUAAGGGAGAUCACUCCAUGUGCCAACAAGAAGGUGAGAAUUAUGAAUUACAGCUGGUUGGCGUUUGAAAACAGAAAGCUGUCUUAAAUUAUCGCACAUUACUACAGUCCUAGAGGAAGUUAUGGUUCAUAUGGUUUUAAAAGUAAUAUAAUAUAUAGAAAGAAAUAUAUUAUAGUUUUUGCAAUGCUUGAUAUUUCUUAAGGCGCUACAUACCGUGGAUCAUAACUAAAGCGUCAUGCUGACUCUAGGAUAUCACAGUCUGUCCAAAGAACCAGUCGACAAACACCUGUAUUUCCUUGACCAUAAUGUGGUUUAAUACUUCUACAUUACAGUAUGGAGCUUGAGCGUCUUGAAGAGAAAUUUGAACUUUUGAGAAAUGAACAUCAAGCAUGUCGGAGAAAACUUGACAGUAAAUGCGAGGCAUUGUUGAUUUUAAGUCGGGAGAUGGAUCAGUGUCGCAGUGAGCGAGAUCAGUUCAAGCUAAUGGCUGAGCAGUUGCAGGAACGCUACCAGACUCUGAAACGGCAGCUAGCUGGCAAGGGUUUUGGUGGCACCUCUUUCUACAGUGGAGAUAGGCCUGACUGUAGAGCAGAAGGACAGAAUAUUCACAAGUUGCUCUCUGAUUCUCGGGAUCAUAGCAAAUCAUUACAAUUUGAAGUGGAUGAUAUGAAACAGAAACUUUCUGAUGCUCAGGGAGAUAUCAAGCUGUUGCGAGAACAGAUUGCACGGCAGCGAGUUGGUACCACAGAUGAGGGUAUCAACACUCGGCAUUUUCCAGCCUAUGAGAGAGAAGACCUUGUACGGCAACUGGAAUCUCAAAAGGAAAAGUAUCUACAGCUGGAGCGAGACCUGCAACAUGUACUGGAUGAGAAAGAAGAACAAGAGACUGAAAGAGAUGCUUACAAAACGAAGUAUGAACGCUUAAACCAGGAGCUGAACUAUAUACUGAAAGGAGAUGAGAGACGAAUUCUUGAUAUCGAUGCCAUGGUCAUGGAGAAUCGGUAUUUACAAGAAAGACUCAAACAAAUGGAGGAGGAAAAAACAAUGGCAAUGGCAACCGCUUCCAAGUAUAAGAAUAUUCUAGAAAGAAAGAAAAGUAAAGGAGGUUUAAAGUUUGGUCAAAAUCGAAAUGACAGCUUGGUCAUUAGCCAGAAGCAAGUCCACCAUUUGAUUGAAGAUAAGAAAUAUACAGUUCCAAGUGUCCAGGCAAUGGCAGAUCUUCGGGGCUUAGCCGUUGCUCUCUUAGAAACUAUCAAUGACAAAAAUCUAGCUUUAUCUCAUCAGCGGAAAACAAACAAAAUAUUGGGGAAUAGAAUUGCAGAAUUGGAAAAAAAACUGCGAACAUUAGAAGUUUCUGGUUUAUGGAACAUUGGAAGUGUUAUUGAUUUGCUCAGCACUGACACAGACACAAGUCCAUCAGGUCCCCAUCCAGUCCUUGCAAAGAUCCGGUCAGAAUAUGAGGAAGUGAAAUCCUUGUUACCCGAUGUCUCUUCACCAGAAAACAAAUCUGAGCCUGAUGGCGCUAUAUACGAUAAAGACACUGAAGAAGAUACUGAAACACUGGAGACUUUGAGUACUCCUGCAUCCACUGUAGAUAACAGCCCUUCCCAUAGCAAUCAACAAACUCCAUAUAAAGUUGUCUCACUCACAGACCUAGAUUUACUUCCAACUAAAGAAAUUCUAAAUCAGCAAUCCUUAGAAAAAAGUGAUGGAGAAAUUUCAGCAAACAGUUUGGACCUAAAAUUUUUCGAUUAUGACUGUUUUUUAAAGGAUUCUAAAAUUGAUGAAGAUCCAGAAAUAAGGAAUGAGAGUCUUUCGAAUUAUGAAGAAAGAGAUGAACCUGAAAAAGUUCUAGAAGCAAAUGUGUCUGAUCCUACAGAGAUGAAACUUUGGCAGUUGGUUGAGACAGCUACAUCAAAAGUGUCACACAGGCAGAAUACUCAAGUGAACAAAUCUCAAGAUGGUUGUGGCACUGAAGCCAGUCAUCCAUCUGCUGUUCAUCAAUCUGAAUCACAUGAAUCUCAAGAUAACACUGUCCAACCAGACUUGUUAGAGAGGCACAACUUGUCUUCACAACCUAAACAUGCAUUACCAACAUCUUCGAGUUUAUUUCAGGACGGAACCAAUUCUCACAAUAUCAAUGUUCAAGUCUAGCUAGUCUUAGCACUUUGAUAGUUUUCGGUUACUCUAAAGUUAAUAACUUAUUUUUUAAGCAAAAAUAAGAAAUUCUCCUUAAAACACUUUCGUAGAAAAUUUUCAAGUUAAAUUUUUAUUUAAUAUUUUAAAACUAUUUUUUUUUAACCAUUAUCCCAUGCUAAUAUGGGUGAGGUAGGAUAUUGUUAUGUAUUGUUAUUGAUAUUGUGGGGGAUUUUAGUGGGGUGGAGAUUGGCAAAUUUACAAUUUAAUCACAAACUACUUAACCAUGACAUAAAAAGAGGUACCAAUUUUCAAAGCCACCUGAACAAAUUAUUAAUAUACAAAUUGCUCAAUCUUUCAGUAAUAAUAUAGGAGGAUUUUCAUUAAUUAUUCCUUCAUUAUUUCUAAUAAUCAGUUUUAAUCUUCUAGGAUUAGUUCCCUAUGUAUUUAGACAUUUAGCUAUACCAUUCUUACCAAGAUAGUGUGAGGUGCCACAAAUACAAUAAAUUUGAACUUUUGAACAUGUGAUUUAUUGUAUAUAAUACUUUAACAUCACUGCUACUCUCUCUAUGAUAAUGAGGAAAAACAAAAUCUGCAACUUUCAGUAUAGUUAUUUCAUCAAAAUAUUUGUUGGGGGAGUUGUAAUUAUAGUGCCUAACUUUUACUUCUUUUUGCUGUAAUUUACCUUCCUUUCAACUUCAGAUCAUCGUAAAUAUUGAAUAUAUUCCUAUAAGCAGAAUGCAUUAUUAUUAUGAAGGCUUAACAGUAUAUCUUCCAGUUCUUUACUUUAUUUCUUAUCAGUAUUUCUUGCAGCUCUUUACAGUAUUUCUUUCAUCUCUGAGCUGAAAUGCUGCCAAGGCCAACUUUGCUUUUCAUCUUUUUAGAGUUGAAAAAUAAGUACUAAUUGAGCAUUGGGACUGAUGUAAUCAACUUCCCCAACCCCUUAAAAAUUACUGGCCUUGUGCUAAAAUUAGAAAGAAUCAUUAAGAAGGUAGAAACUGUUAAGUACCAGUAUUUAGUUCUGAGUUCAAAUCCCAGUAAGUGGACUUUGCAUUUUAUCCCUAACAAGCCAUGAACUUGUAUCAAUUUAACUGGCUAUACACUUUGACAUAUGACUUUGUGUCACUGUAAGAAAUUAUGUGUGUUUGAAAUGGAAUCAUGUGUAUCUUAUAAAUUUCAGCUGGUAGAGUCUUUACUUCUCAGGACAGGCUUUACUUAAAAACCUCUAAAUUCAAGAAUAUUCUAACUAUAAAUAACACUUGAAACAAACUUCUAUUGAUGCUGUGUAACUAAUGAGUACUUCAUCAAUUAUGUUAGAAGUAUUUUCAACAUUAAGUUUGGGGUAUACAUUGAGUACUGAAGUAAGCAAGCCAGUUUUGAUUCCUGAGCAAAGUCACUUCAUUUCACUCGCAUGAUUAUUACUUUUGAAAAAGUCAUUACCUCACAAUAAAUCCUUCUUGUUACAAUCUUAUCGCUUUGGGUCUCAGUAAAGAAAUUUCUCUUAUAUUCAUGAAGUGGCUGGUACUGUAAAACUGAUUCCAACUUUGGUUCUGGAUCUCUAUGCAACUACUAUUUCAUUCAACUUAUAAUUGCCAACAAGCUUGCAUUUGUAUGCAAUGUUCAGGUUUAAUAAAUUAAUAUAUUGAGUUUGUGAUAUAUGUAUUAUUGCCAAGGUUUAGAGUAUUUUUACAUGGGGAGGGAGGGGAGAUAAGAUUUGGUUGUUAUUCUAUUUUUUUCUUGUUUUAAUAUACAUUUUUAGAUGAGGAAAAAAAGGACUUUAUCAAAAGUAACAUUUUAACUUGAAACCUGUUGUAUUAUUUUUCAUUUUUUUUUGUUACAUACUAUUCUUGUUACCUUUUUUAUACAAAUCUUGCUAAAUAAGCAAUAAAAUGUGAUUAUAUACUUCAAUCUUAACUUUUCUUGAAAACCUCUUGUUUAUAUCAAAUAUAGAAGUUCUAUUUAGAAUGGAUAAACCUCACUUUACUCCCCAUAUUAGCAAUUAUCUAGGAGGACAGAUAGCUAUCUAACUUAACAAUUUGCAAAAAUUGUCUUCUUCAUGCCAAUUGAACCUAUCAGAAGUAGCAGUCAGAUCUCCCUUAAAUUACAACCUAUCUUCAAAAAAGGAUACAUUGAAUAAGAGGGUUCUAAAUAUUAAUUUCCAGAGUCUCUGAAUCAUGAAGCUUACAUUCUUUUGUCAAAUUAGUGCCCCAUAACUUUCAUCUUUUAGCAUUAAAACUAGCCAUAUCUGGUUCAAAUAUUCUAUACGUUUUAUGAUCAAACUGACCAGAUCUGCCUUCUCACAUUGACCUAACAAUGUCAUUCCAAAAAUAAGCAAUCACGUCAUUGAAAUCUCGAAGCUAUGAUAUAAUGCAUGAUUAAUUUAAAACAAUGUGAAUGAAUGAGGAUUAUAUUUGACAGUGUAAUCUGAAUGCCAGAGUUAAAUUACUUCUUAACAGUGCUUUUGCUCAGACAUCUGUCAAUUAUUUAAAGCCCUCAUUUGAAUUUAUAUCUGUCUAUAAUCUUGUUACACGCACA